AUGAGACUUGUGGUGAAAUUAAGUUCUAAACACAGCGCCCCCUCCAGUGAAGUGCACCAGAGCACCUGCCACGGCGCCAUGUCAAUCCCUCCUCACCCUUCUCUCUCUCCUCAUCCUUCUCACCCUCUUCACACUCCUUCCUUCUCUCUCUUCUCUCUCUCCUCACCCUCCUCCAUUUUCUCCCUCCUCACCCUCCUUCCUUCUCUCCCUCCUCACCCUCCUUCCUUCUCUCCCUCCUCACCCUCACCCUUCUCUCCCUCCUCACCCUCCUCCCUCAGAUCAAAUUGA
This is a messenger RNA of Knipowitschia caucasica, 288 nucleotides long. The record is from the annotation of a GenBank genome assembly. NCBI's taxonomy places the organism in Eukaryota, Metazoa, Chordata, Actinopteri, Gobiiformes, Gobiidae.